Messenger RNA from Gossypium arboreum, 1036 nucleotides. Its product is annotated as outer envelope protein 80, chloroplastic-like. The transcript has 4 exons. NCBI's taxonomy places the organism in Eukaryota, Viridiplantae, Streptophyta, Magnoliopsida, Malvales, Malvaceae. The coding region runs from base 53 to 355 and encodes 100 amino acids. The record is from RefSeq and is a predicted model, not a curated record. Gene Ontology annotation, biological process: embryo development ending in seed dormancy; chloroplast organization.
GGGGGAUUACGGGUUAUGUUUCAGUUAUAUGAUUUAUUUAUAAUAUAUAAACAUGCAGCAUGCUGGUGCUCGUGAUGAAAAAGGAAAUCCAAUUAUCAAGGACUUCUAUGGCUGCCCACUUACCACAAGUGGUAAGCCUUACGACGAUAUGUUAGUGGCUAAAUUUGAAUCUGUCUAUCCUGGUUCUGGUGAUCAAGGUUCCUUCAUGUUUGCAUUUAACAUGGAACAAGGGCUUCCUGUCAUUCCCGAGUGGCUGUUCUUCAACAGAGUGAAUGCUAGGGCAAGAAAAGGUGUUGCAAUUGGUCCUACUCGCCUUCUUUUAAUGAAAAGAGAUGAUCCUCUUAUAGGUGUAUAGUAUGCUUCAAGGGAAAAGAGAUGUGGAUACAGUGUCAACUAUGGGUCUUAUGGCAGAUGUCAGUAUCAUUCCUCAACCAACUGGAGGUGAGUGAGUAUAUCUUUUAAAGAAGCUUGCACAAAAUUGUCUGAAAUACUCCCAUUUUCCUUUAAGCUUUUAGAAUAUGGCUACCAUUUUUAUUUGUCUGAAAUACUCAUACUCGCUUUCUUUUUAUAAAGGUUUCUUGUAUCUUUUUUGAGUGUAUGGUCCUAAGAUGCUUCUAAGAACACAUGUUCUGUUGAAUAUUGGCUUUGGUUGGUUGAGGAUUGCUGCAAUAAAGUUGAGUAUUAAAUUAGAAAGACAAAGGCUUUGUACUAUAGGUGCUUUUAGUUGUUGCUUUUUUUUUGUGUGUGUGUGUGUGAUAUAUAAUGAAAAGCAAUAAAAUAAAAAUAAUAGUAUAAAGGAACUGAAAACAAGGGAUAAAUAGUCCCCCAAAAAAGAGCAAAAGUGUCAACUAGAUUAAGUCAAAAAUUUUUAUGGUCUGACAGUAAGAUUUUCUUUUUUCUACUUUUCUAUUUAGUGGCUCAUGAUUUAGUGUCGGUUUUCUUACCUUUUUCUUUUAUUGUUAUUAGUAUUUAUACAACCAUUUGACAAAGAACAUCUAAUAAGCUCAGGACUGAUCUUGCACAUGGCUUUUUUUUU